AUGCCUCAUGUAAAGCAUGCAUCUACGCAUUUAAGUCCUGUUAGUGUAAAAGAAAGGCUAGCAGUUACGUUAAGAAUUCUAUCGUCUGGCGCCUCACAACAAACUGUGGCUUCAAGUUACCGAUUAGGAUCAACUACAGUUUCCCUAAUUUUGUUGGAGGUGUGUGUAGCUAUCUGGUUGGCAUUGAAUGAAGAGUUUGUUGCCUUUCCUUCUGGUUCACAAUGGGCAGAAAUUUCGCGUGAGUUUUGGAGGCUUUGGAACUUUCCAAAUUGUCUGGGCUCUAUAGAUGGAAAGCAUGUGCAACUCAAAGCACCUCCUCUUUCUGGAAGUGAUUUCUUUAAUUAUAAAGGAACUCAUUCUGUUGUACUAAUGGCUGUAUGUGAUGCUUGCUAUCGCUUUCUAAUGGUAGAUGUAGGUGCAUAUGGAAGGCAAAGUGAUGGGGGGAUUUCCAAGAAAGCAAAUUUGGGGAGCAGCUAUUAA
This is a messenger RNA of Xenia sp. Carnegie-2017, 480 nucleotides long. Its product is annotated as putative nuclease HARBI1. The transcript has a single exon. Bases 1 to 480 code for a protein of 159 amino acids. Lineage: Eukaryota; Metazoa; Cnidaria; Anthozoa; Malacalcyonacea; Xeniidae. The record is from RefSeq and is a predicted model, not a curated record.